CGACGUUGUGGGCGAGCAGGGCGACGAGGACGACGUCGACGAGACGAUGGGCAGCGGUGGCGGCAGCGGUGGCGGCGGUCACGGAGCAGGGACCGGGUCGUACGCGUCGACGCCGGCGGGCGACUCGCCGCUCGACCCAGGCGCGGCGGCGGCGGCAGGGGCGGGCGCCGUCCUGCAGGAGGCGGCCGCCAACGACGAGGCCGAGCCGCUGUACGUCAACGCCAAGCAGUACCACCGCAUCCUCAAGCGGCGCAUGGCGCGCGCCCGCCUCGAGGAGAUGGGCCGCCUCAGCAGGGAGCGCAAGCCCUACCUCCACGAGUCGCGCCACAAGCACGCCAUGCGCCGCCCUCGCGGACCCGGUGGCAGGUUCCUCACGCUCGAGGAGCGCGCCAUCCUCGAGGCCGGCGGGUCCGUGCCCGGCGUCGAGUGGCCCCCAAAGCCGCUUCCCGGCGACGAGCCGCCGGCGGCGGCGGCCCCGCAGGUGCACGAGUCGGCGCAGGACGAGGUGCAGGUCCAGGAGCAGUCGGCGGGCCCGGCGGCGGGUCUGCCGCUCGUUGUUUGAGGUCGAGCGGCGAGGUGGCAGGAGCAGCAGCCGGACAGGAGGACGCGCUUUGUCGCAGUGUGCGCUUGUUGUGCAGUCGAUAUACCACCCUGCCCGCUU
This is a messenger RNA of Rhodotorula graminis WP1, 661 nucleotides long. RefSeq lists its product as uncharacterized. Gene Ontology annotation, biological process: regulation of transcription by RNA polymerase II. The transcript has 2 exons. Lineage: Eukaryota; Fungi; Basidiomycota; Microbotryomycetes; Sporidiobolales; Sporidiobolaceae. Gene Ontology annotation, molecular function: RNA polymerase II cis-regulatory region sequence-specific DNA binding; DNA-binding transcription factor activity, RNA polymerase II-specific. The record is from RefSeq and is a predicted model, not a curated record. Gene Ontology annotation, cellular component: CCAAT-binding factor complex. The coding region runs from base 254 to 562 and encodes 102 amino acids.